AUGAAGCACCUAUCCGCCUUCCUACUUCAAAGCUCCUUCUGCCUGGGACUUGCUCAAGCGGCAGUUGUCUACCCACGCGGUUCUAGCCCACCUCCUGCCUACGUGAUGAAUCCUGAGAUUGCUGGGUGGGACCUCACCUGCGGCCUACCAAAUCCCAAUAAUCACGGGGAGACGCGCAUGGAUGCAGUCAAGCGCGCCUGGGAAGGCGCCAUGGAAAUGGCCGCCGACUCAUGGGAUCGCUGGGAAAUAACCAAACCCAAGCUUGAAAAGAUAGACAAGAGUAACAUGAAUCCUGACUAUAUCGACCAACUGGAAGUGGACAUCGACGAUCCUGGAUACACACAAUUCUUUGCCCUACGCUGGGACAAAAACUUCCGGAAGGGAGUUGAAAAUGUUCUGCACAAAAUGAACACCCUUAUCAACUCCAUGCCAUCGCAGAACGGGCGCCCAAAGACGCCGUUGUACAUCUCGUGCAAUGACGCCGGAGUCGGCCAAUACACGUGUGAGAAGGAUAUCGCAUUCGAGGUUGAUUUGCCCAAUGAUGCGGGGUCCUACAUCAACUUCUGCUCUCCUUUCUGGAAGCAGCCCCGUUUUGACGUGUGGAAGAAGGCCGCCGGAAGCGAGAAACACUCAAAGAACGGUGGGCCAGGCGAUGUCAGCGAGAAUGACUGGGAGUCUGUACGCAACCUCGAGCGAUACGGACACGGCACUGAUGCAAGCACUGUAUUCCAAGAGCUCACCCACGUGAAUUGGAUUGGUAACACCAACCCGCUCGUUAACGGAAAGCCUACACCUGCGGAUAACUCCGGUUUUUAUAUCAACUCCCAAAUGUCUAAGAAGUGUCUCUCGAACAGCGCCAAUUGCAAGGAUCUAGUCAACAACGCCGAGUCGUUCUCGUGGUAUGCCCAGUACGGAUAUUUCCGCCGCCGCGUUACUCCCCGAGCUGAGAUCUGGCCACUUUGGGGACCUCAGCAAAAGCCUAUUAUUUUGCCCGUGUAA
Penicillium cinerascens is the source of this 999-nucleotide messenger RNA. RefSeq lists its product as uncharacterized. The record is from RefSeq and is a predicted model, not a curated record. The transcript is spliced from 3 exons. Gene Ontology annotation, molecular function: metallopeptidase activity. The coding region runs from base 1 to 999 and encodes 332 amino acids. Lineage: Eukaryota; Fungi; Ascomycota; Eurotiomycetes; Eurotiales; Aspergillaceae.